This is a messenger RNA of Heterobasidion irregulare TC 32-1, 1732 nucleotides long. RefSeq lists its product as uncharacterized. The transcript is spliced from 8 exons. The record is from RefSeq and is a predicted model, not a curated record. Lineage: Eukaryota; Fungi; Basidiomycota; Agaricomycetes; Russulales; Bondarzewiaceae. Gene Ontology annotation, biological process: intracellular signal transduction. The coding region runs from base 126 to 1112 and encodes 328 amino acids. Gene Ontology annotation, molecular function: protein serine/threonine kinase activator activity.
AUCGUAUUCCCGCAGCAUCAUUCGGAAGUACCGGUUGGCUACAGACGUGCUGAGCUGACGACGACAACGACGACAAACGAGAUAACGACGCCAAACGACCUCCCGAUCUUCCAGAUAUCGCUGCCAUGAAUUUCUUUAAGACAAAGCAGCGGACACCGCCCGACCUCGUCCGGGGCCUCCGGGAUAACAUUUUGAAACUCGAAUCGUCGCCACCAGGUGAUGCGCGGAAGAAAGCGAGCGAGGAGAUCAGCAAGCACUUGCAGCAGAUUAAAGGGUUGCUCUAUGGCGAUGGCGAGCCCGUCCCGGAGCUCCUCGCUCAACUCGCUCAAGAGACCUAUUCCACAGAUCUGCUCUACUUUCUCGUACUUCACAUCGGCCGGUUCGAUUUCGAGGCACGCAAAGACGCAGUGCAGAUCUUCAACAACCUCUUGCGGCGCCAGAUCGGGACGCGCUGGCCCACGGUCGAAUAUAUUUCGUCCAAGCGUGAGGUGCUUUUCGCUGCUCUGCAGGGGUAUGAGAACGAGGAGGUUGCGCUGAAUACGGGCAUGAUUUUGAGAGAGAUGUUGAAGCAUGAGCAGUUGUGCAAGAUCCUGCUUCACUCAGAACAGUUCUACAAGUAUCCGCAUUACAUCGAGACUACGACAUUCGGGAUAUCAUGUGAUGCGUACUCCAGUCUGAAGGAUACACUUACGCGACACAAACCCAUGGUUGCGGAAUACCUUGACAAGAACUACGAUCGGUUCUUCAACUCCUUCACGACCCUCAUCCUCUCCACAAACUACGUUACUAAGCGCCAAUCACUCAAACUCCUCGGCGAGAUCCUCCUCGACAGAGCGAACUUCAAUGUGAUGACGCGCUACAUCGCGAACGAGGCUAAUCUCAAGAUGAUGAUGAACUUGCUCAGAGAUAAGAGCAAGAACAUCCAGUUCGAGGCGUUCCAUGUUUUCAAGGUCUUCGUCGCAAAUCCCAAGAAGCCUCCGCAGAUUGAGAAUAUUUUGAGGAGGAACAAAGACAAGCUUCUGGUAUAUCUGAAGAACUUCCACAACGAUAAGGAUGAUGAGCAAUUUACGGAUGAGAAACAAUUCCUUAUAGUGCAAAUCCAAGGCCUGUAACUUGCACCAUCUCCUCUCUUCCCUCGUACCCGCAAGUCGAUCGUCCAAUUGUCCUCGCCGCCACCCUUGCCAUCAUUUCAAUACCAUCUAUACACCAUUGUAUGAUCGCACCCCCUUGCUACCCGGAGCUGUGGCCCCAGCCUCUUUUGUGCCUACCAUACCAUGCCGGCGCGAUCAACUGUUCGCGCCUCAUACCUAAUACGGGCCGGCCAUCUCUUCAUCGCCUUUUACCUACAUUCACCUUGCACAUCACGCGCCAAUCACUAUCCCGCUAGGCUUGCCCGUCUCGCUUUCUUGCUCGCUACAUUUCCGACCAUUGCCCCUGCAGACAUGAUCUGGUCCAACCGUGUCGCACCCUUGUUGAUUUGUCCUCCGUUGAGUUGCCGUGUCCGUUGAUCCUGAGCGUGCGCGCCCUGUGUGCAUAGCAUGGACAUUUGUACCCGUCGACGCGCAUCUGCCGUUUGACUCUUGCCAGCUACAGACGGGCCGCGUUCUUUUGUUUGUUUCUGCCUGCGAUUUCGUGUCUUGGAGCCAUGGUCGGCGUUGCUGUCAGUCGUCGUCGUCGUUGUACAGUACGCAGAAUGGGCCAUCGAAUGAAAAGAUGUGGAUUGUAACCUGCG